AUGCCAAGAGCGGCUCUUGACGUAAUGCAACUAAAAACUAUCAAAACACUGUAUGAUUACGAGCUGCAGCUGACAAGAAGAGGCACUCCUGCUACAGAUGUGGCAGAUCUUGCAAAAGGCAUUAUUAAAAUGGAACCUAAACUAUCUGUGGCGGUUGUGAGGAGCGAGGACGCCAACGACCGCGACCUGAAAUUUAAAGGUCCUAAUACGAAAAUGUCGGCAUAUGACUCUCACGCUUACUUUACAGGGAAUGGGACGUACAAAUCUAUAAAUCCGAUUAUUUCUAAAGUGGGUGACUUCACACCGUUCUAUAUUACUAUAGCGAUCUGCUCUGUGAUCUUGGGUUGUCUCCUUAUUCUCAACUUUGUUUGCUGCUGCUCUAAGUAUUCUGAAUAUUGGCUGGACCGACACACUGGUAAUCGCUGGGUGGUAUCUAUUUGGUCAGCGACUCCACACAAGCAGCCCCCUCUGGACUUCACUGAGCUGGAAAGCCAGUAUCAGCAGGUGCAGUACAUCCACCCUUACCACAGUGAAGACUACCAAGACGUUCAUCACCACUCUGAAAUUCCUGCUUCUAUCUCGCGGCAACCUUUAACUACCUCCCAGGAAUAUUUAGAAUUACAUAAGCGGGAGAGUGACAUC
This is a messenger RNA of Brenthis ino (lesser marbled fritillary), 642 nucleotides long. The record is from the annotation of a GenBank genome assembly. NCBI's taxonomy places the organism in Eukaryota, Metazoa, Arthropoda, Insecta, Lepidoptera, Nymphalidae.